Molecule: messenger RNA, 1156 nt
Organism: Melitaea cinxia (Glanville fritillary)
Lineage: Eukaryota; Metazoa; Arthropoda; Insecta; Lepidoptera; Nymphalidae
Gene: Gar1
Product: probable H/ACA ribonucleoprotein complex subunit 1
Exons: 1
Coding region: 16-690 (224 amino acids)
Biological process (GO): snoRNA guided rRNA pseudouridine synthesis; ribosome biogenesis
Cellular component (GO): box H/ACA snoRNP complex
Molecular function (GO): box H/ACA snoRNA binding
Source: RefSeq, a predicted model, not a curated record
AUACCACACGUCAAUAUGUCCUUCCGUGGAAGAGGAGGUGGCGGUGGUGGAGGCCGAGGUGGGUUUGGAGGAAGAGGCGGUGGGCGCGGGUUCGGUGGCGGCAGAGGUCGCGGCGGCGGUGGUGGAGGCUUCAGACAACAGGACGCAGGCCCUCCCGAGUCGGUUACACCUUUCGGCCACUACGGCUGGACUGUGCAAGAAGACCUUGUGUGUAAAAUUGAAAUCGAGGACGUCCCUUACUUCAACGCGCCUAUUUACCUUGAAAACAAGGAACAAAUCGGUAAAGUUGACGAAAUAUUCGGCAACUUACAUGACUAUUUCGUAUCAGUUAAACUAGCGGAAAACAUAAAAGCGAAGAGCUUCAAGGAAGGACAGCAGUUCUUCAUCGAUCCCGGAAAACUAUUGCCAUUGAAGAGGUUCUUGCCCCAGUUGCCUGGUCAGCGUGGUGGUUUCAGAGGCGGCCGCGGUGGCCGAGGCGGCCCUAGGGGAGGUGUGGGAGGUUUUAAUAGAGGUGGUGGAGGCCGAGGCGGCGGUGGCUUUGGUAGAGGCGGAGGCGGUUUUGGAAGAGGUGGGGGAGGAGGUGGAUUCGGCAGAGGUGGAGGUGGCGGAGGGGGUUUUAGAGGUAAUGGAUACAGCCGCGGAGGAGGCGGCCGCGGUGGAGGGUUCAGAGGCGGUCGUGGAGGAAGAUAGUGAUGAACAAUCAGUGUACAUGUGGAAAAACAAUGAGAGAUUUUAUAGUUCUCGUCAAAUAUUCAUAAAUGUUAUUUUAAGUUUGAUUGACAAAAUUUUUACUGUUAAUCUUUGAAAUAUACAUUAUGACUGCAUAUGAUAAUUAUGCGUAUAUUUGUUUAUUAUAUUAGUUCAUUAUGUCAUUGUGUUUCAACACUAUUGUCGACCUUUCGGAUAAUUUUUAUUAUAUAUAAUACAGUCAGACCUGACAAAGUGCGAAUUCAAGGCACCACACAACUGUUAUAGAAGUUACUUAUUAAGCUCUUUUUGUAGCUCAAAGAGAGAUCACAAAAAGUAUGUUUUCCAAUCACCCAGUUCAUACUUGAUUUUAUAUGACAGUAGUUAGAUUUAAGAAUUGAAUGUGUACAUUGUGGUGAGGGCGACAUGGAAUAUUUUUAUAAUAAGUAAUAAAAUUUAUAAAAUACCA